Suillus plorans is the source of this 810-nucleotide messenger RNA. RefSeq lists its product as uncharacterized. The record is from RefSeq and is a predicted model, not a curated record. Bases 1 to 810 code for a protein of 269 amino acids. The transcript is spliced from 3 exons. NCBI's taxonomy places the organism in Eukaryota, Fungi, Basidiomycota, Agaricomycetes, Boletales, Suillaceae.
AUGGUUGGCGCGUUUCACGGCCAUGCACACAACCGCAAAUGCCAGUUGGUCUGGCAUCCAACAUAUAUUUUGGGCACUGGACACAGUGAGGGUGAAGGGUGCGAGCACAUAUUUUCCGCCUCAAAUGAGCUCGCUCGUAGCACUAGACAUGCAAGCCCGUUCCACCGGCACCAAACUAUCGAAGAACACUUUGCUUUUUGGGAUGCUGACAAGUAUGCUGUGCUUUCCAAUUUUUUAUCAAAUCAUUACCGAGAAGCCACCAAACAGAUCAGUGUGCUCAUGGCUGAACUAGCGAUCAUUCAAUCUGAGCUUGGUCUUACUGAUGCCGACUUCCCUCGCUUCCUCAAGGAAGAACAUGAUUAUCUUGAUGGUUUGAAGCAGCCACCUGAAAAAGAUCGCCUCUCUGUUCGGUACAUUGAGGUGCUCGAUGAACUUGCUGAAUGGAGGGCUGAUUGGGACUUAGCACACGAAGCUGCUAACAGUUCCCUCACUGCAAUUGCAGCCGGUAACCUGGAGCAGAUAAACAACGCACUUUCGCAAGCUCGUAUUCGGGUCGACUCUUCAUAUGCUAAAUUACAGCAUGCCGAGGCAUUGGUUGCGCACGUAGAAGCUCUCUUGGCUGUUGAUGCACGAUGGGAGAUUGGUGGCCAGGAGUAUAACCAUUUUAAGGAGGAAGUAUCUCUCAGCAAGUAUCGCAGUGCGCUAGAUGACCUGGAGCGUCUGGUUGUUAUGAGGUUAUUUGAACUUUCGAAGUUGUCAUUGUCCAGCACAGGUGUUUGUUUAUUGCAAAUCACACAUUCAGUGAGCUAA